Messenger RNA from Thrips palmi, 523 nucleotides. RefSeq lists its product as uncharacterized. The transcript has a single exon. The coding region runs from base 106 to 456 and encodes 116 amino acids. The record is from RefSeq and is a predicted model, not a curated record. Lineage: Eukaryota; Metazoa; Arthropoda; Insecta; Thysanoptera; Thripidae.
UAUCUAGGCUGUUUGCGCUAGCUUUAUCAUUCGCCAAGCCUAGAUCCACCGACCCUAGUAGUCCUACGCUGCCCUGCCCCGAGCCCCGAGCAUUCCAACUGCAAUAUGGUGGCCUCGAUCGAUCGCAGAGUCCCUUGCCCCCAGGGGCCCACCGAGGAGCUGGUGAAAUUAAUUUCAAAGUUCCGCACCAAGAAAGUGUGUUUGAAAAAGCGUCCGAGGCGCGAUCUGAGAGUUGAAGCCAUUCUCACGAAUGUUUUGACUCGCGCUCAGGAAGAACUGAAAGCCAAGCAACAGCAGAGACUUCGCAAGUGGCUCGAAGUAAAGUCUUGUCUAGGUGUCUCUGACGAAAAGUACAAAUGUGAUUCUGAUGUCUGGAGAGAGAAAGAUUUAGGGCUGGACUCUCUGCAUUCUUUCAUGCUCCAGCUGGGGGAAGUGAAAACUCCCCUUCACCGAUAGUCGGCUAUUUUUAAUUUGGGCCAUUAUGUCAAUACUUCCAUAGCUGCUCUGUCAGCUUAAACUUAUG